Serpula lacrymans var. lacrymans S7.9 is the source of this 2800-nucleotide messenger RNA. RefSeq lists its product as uncharacterized. Lineage: Eukaryota; Fungi; Basidiomycota; Agaricomycetes; Boletales; Serpulaceae. The transcript is spliced from 11 exons. Gene Ontology annotation, molecular function: protein binding. The coding region runs from base 225 to 1784 and encodes 519 amino acids. The record is from RefSeq and is a predicted model, not a curated record. Gene Ontology annotation, cellular component: cytosol.
ACGAUCCUUUGCUGCAAACUUUUGCAGCGACGAAUAGUGACUGAUGAUCUGAUUUUCACGGCUGUGUCCGUCCGCGAUUGCUAUAAACUUGAAACCAGGGCAAGAUACGCCAGAACACACGCUGCCUUCAGCUGCAGAGAAUAAGCGACUGAUCGUCUAUAAUAACGGGUUUACUCAGUGAGAUUGCCGCUUCAAGUUGGAUCGCAGCGCCCUUCAAGUUCAUCAUGAAACCUAGCUCUCGAAACACUCGUUUCUGUAAUGCAGGCGCAGCUUUUCUUGACGCAAAUGGGGCAUUUGCUAAACAAGGCCACCUGACGUCUCUGCUUGGAGAGCUUGAUGAGAUUGCGAACGAGCUGGCAACAGAUGAAGAUCUUAGACAGAGCAUGGGCGUAGAGCAACCUUCAAUAUGGUCUAUAUCAGAUCGACUGUGGACAUUCAUAGCAUCAAACCUGUCAACUGAUGAAUACGAAGCCAAUAUGUUAUGCCUGAUACCGAGCACAGCAAGGUUUACCAGGAAUCUUGUAGCUGGGGUCCCGCAUAAUCAACAAAAAGCAUACCAGGCUGAACCGCAAAUCAGAAGUUCAAUCCAUAGAUACACAUCAUGGGCUGCGAUACAGGAGGUCAAAACUUUUCCUGUGACUCGAAUACUAGUGCAAGCGCUCUCCAACAUAGUAACUGGCAACGAGGAACUUAUAACCACUUUCUGGAACUGCUACACGAAUCUUCCGGAAGAACAGGGUAUCCUCACGCGAUUGAUCGCCUCUCCUGAUCCACGGACUGUUCUAUACACUUUGGUGCUCAUAGUGAACUGUAUACACGAAAAUAAACAGAGAUCUGUCAAAUUUACUGACACGUCGGUCGGUGCACGAAUAUGUAUAUCCCUACUAGACCGUAUGGUCACAUUGUAUGAUGCGGAGGAAAUGAGCGACGAUGCCAAAGCGUUCGAUUACGGCUAUCACCUCUUUGCUCAUCUCUUUGACCAGGGGUUUGCACCAGAUUUAUAUGACCGAUUGUCCGUUUCGGGGGAAAUAAUCGCUCCUCACCAGACUACGCUUCUGAAACUCCUGGACUCACAUCUGCAGUCAUCGCACUCCCCAUCGAUACACGCCCAAUUAUGUCCUAUGCUUUCUACCCGAUUUUUCGGGUUGUCGACCUAUGCCCGGCAGUCAAUUAAACGGGCUCUUGGUUCCAGCUUGUCUGAUGUGUCGGAAAGUAGAACUGAGGGACCACCGCAGGAACUUGAUUUGUUAUUACCAAAAGUCUGCGAAGCACUCGUACUAGUAACGCAGUGCAUAGUCACCAUAACGUUGUCCUCGGAAGCUGUGAGAAUGGAUAGGAUGUCGGAGGAUGACUUACAGGGUGCCUUCAAUAACGCUCGAUCGCCGAUCGAACUACUCCAGCUACUAGAUCGAUUCCUUCCCCGUAUCAAUUUUGGGAAAGCGAUGCCAACUACUUCUGUGGAAAAUGCGCCUUCGUUGCCCGCAGUAGACACGAUUGGUUUCUCUUACUUGAAACGCGAUCUUGUCCGCUUACUGGGUAUUUUGUGUCACGGGAAUAUAGCAAUCCAGAACUGUAUUAGAAUUCGGGGCGGUAUUCCUGUGAUCAUGAAUCUAUGUGUGGUUGAUGACAGAAAUCCUUACCUCCGCGAACAUGCGAUUCUUACUUUACACAAUCUACUAGAAGGGAAUGCAGAAAAUCAGGCUGUGGUCAACAGUAUCCAGCCUUCAGCAGAAUGGGAUGAAAACGGUGUACUUAGAGAAAAAGCAGGUGUUACGCGCAAAUGAGAGUGGUACAAUGUGAAAACUAGAUACAAGAAUACAACAAGAAAAUAUGGAAAUCAAUCUAAUCUUCAUCCUCGUCAUCGUCAAAGUCUAUGGCCCUUUUCUUUCGUGCGCCAGUCCCUGCUCUGCGUACCUUGUACUGCUCUUCCUCUUCUUCCUCUUCACUUUCUACAUCCAUUUCUUCUCCGCCAGCAUUAUCUUCGUCUUGGCCCGCGCCUUCGCCUGAAUUUCGGUGUUUCCGCUUACGCUCGGAUUCCUGCUGUUGGCUUAUUUUUGCGUCUAGCUGAUCCAGUGGAUCUUCUUCAGGAUCCUCUUCAUCGCGUCUUUGCCUGCGCUUGGCUUUUGCUGCUCCAGCAUAUUCCGCGUCUUCAUCGGAGUCAUCUGCCACGACGAAAUCGUCUUCUUGAUAAUCUCCGGGGCCUUUUUUCUUAUCAUCUUCCACUCUUCGCUUGGCGCCUCUAGAAGCAGCCAUGUCGUCGUCUUCCUCAGCAUAUUCUGCCUCAUGUUCGUCCUCAUCGUCAGACCAAACGUCAUGUCCGGCUCUCUUCCUGGUAUAACCAGUUCGCCUUCUACGACCUCCAAAUCCAGCAUCGUCAGCCUUCUUCUUUGAUUUCUUUGCCGAUAACUUGAUCAGCUCCAUCUUUUCCCGUUCUGGAUCCAUGGUUGGAUCGGGAGCCAUGCGCAGGCGGGCCACCUUAUUAUGUUUCUGUCCUACUGCGCGCACAAGCAUUCGAGCGUUUAUGCUGCGCCACGAGAUAUGUUAAGCCUUGUGACUUUGAUCCGGAUGCUGAUUGUUGUGAAGGCGCAAGAGAACUUUGUGACGCUUGAGAGCCUCCAAGUGACGUCCGGGCUACACCGGCAGAGGUGUCAACGGUUUGAUUGAUAUCGAAAAGUUCCUUGCCCAAGCGGAGGCUGAGGGUGCCAUCCGACCAGCGAAUAACGCGACUGUUUGAUUGCUUUUUCUGGGCGGGUAUCUUAAUAACGAGCACGUAAUAGAUAGGAAAUUUGCAUACAUCUUG